Cryptococcus deneoformans JEC21 is the source of this 2898-nucleotide messenger RNA. RefSeq names its product aconitate hydratase, putative. The record is from RefSeq and is a predicted model, not a curated record. Gene Ontology annotation, molecular function: aconitate hydratase activity; 4 iron, 4 sulfur cluster binding. The transcript has 17 exons. Gene Ontology annotation, biological process: tricarboxylic acid cycle. Gene Ontology annotation, cellular component: cytosol; mitochondrion. Lineage: Eukaryota; Fungi; Basidiomycota; Tremellomycetes; Tremellales; Cryptococcaceae. The coding region runs from base 230 to 2542 and encodes 770 amino acids.
CUCUCAUUGGAUACGAAGUAUCAUGACCCGUUAAAUCCGUGCUUCAUCACUUCAACCACUGCGUCGAGCUAUUAGACUGUUUGAGCAUGACACUCAACGGCAAUGAAAAACUCAUUGAUGCUGAUUCGUAGGAGUUGUUACAUAUGCUGGCAACAACUCACGUUCAUUUUGGAUAUUUCUUCGUUUGAAUUGGCCAUAUAUCCGUCAAAGUAAUACCACUAUCUGACCUAUGUUGCGACUCAUACGAAGUCAUCGGCCAUUACAACGACGAGGGCUGGCCACUAUCAAUUCGAGGGUCCAAGGCAGUCCGCUCGAACCUAGCACAUUCAUUGACUAUGAGAGAGUAUCGCAGCAGAUUGCACAAGUGCGGAAGAGACAUGGGAAGCCUCUAACGCUUGCCGAAAAGAUCCUAUACGGACAUCUCGAAGAUCCAAACGCGCAAGAGCUCAAGCGUGGUUCCUCGCAGCUCAGACUGAGACCAAAACGUGUAGCUCUUCAUGAUGCUAAUGCCCAAAUGGCUUUGCUGCAGUACAUGACCACUGGUAUUCCCAGAGUCCGCGUACCUACAUCUGUCCACACAGACCAUCUGAUCAUCGCCCGAGAAGGAGCGGGGCCAGACAUGGACCGCGCCAUUGCCGCGAACAAGGAAGUAUAUGAUUUCUUGCAGACGGCUUGUGCCAAGUACGGGAUUGCUUUCUGGAAGCCUGGAGCGGGCAUCCUUCACCAAGUGAUUUUCGAGCAAUACGCCUACCCCGGAGGUCUCAUGAUUGGCUCCGACUCCCACACUCCCAAUGCUGCAGGACUUGGUAUGCUAGGUAUUGGUGUAGGCGGUAUGGAGGCAGUCGACGUGAUGGCCGGUUUGGCUUAUGAGGUGAAACAUCCCAAUAUUAUUGGUGUCAAUCUCACUGGCAAGCUUGGGCCAUGGUCAACAACGAAGGAUAUUAUUCUAAAGUUGGCAUCUAUCUUGACAGUCCGCGGUGGCACGGGCUCGAUCAUUGAAUAUUUUGGGCCCGGUGCUCACAGUCUUUCGGCUACGGGUAUGGGUACCGUCGGAAACAUGGGCGCAGAAGUUGGAGCUACGUGUAGCGUCUUCCCAUUCAACCAAGGAAUGGCCGAUUAUCUGGAGUUGACUGGACGAUCUACAAUUGCGAGGACAGCAGAGGACUAUAGGGACGACUUGAAGGCGGAUGAAGGAGCAGUAUAUGACCAAUUGAUUGAUAUCAAUUUGUCCGAACUCGAACCCCACAUAAAUGGUCCUUUCACUCCCGAUCUCUCCUGGCCAAUUUCUGGCAUGGGUGAAGCCGUUAAAAGUACCGACUGGCCAACAAAUAUCAGUGCAGCUCUCAUCGGAUCCUGCACCAACUCUUCUUACGAAGACUUAUCCCGAGCCGCUUCUAUUGCUAAGCAGGCUACAGAGGCGGGCCUAAAAGCGAAAACGGAUUUUUUUAUCAGUCCAGGGUCUGAGGAAAUUCGAUCCACUGUUUCAAGAGAUGGUGUUUUGGAGGAGCUACAGAAGGCUGGAGGAAUGGUCUUGGCAAAUGCGUGCGGGGCUUGUGUCGGUCAAUGGGAGAGGCCGUCAAUGAAGAAGGGCAUGAAGAACACGAUUGUCUCUUCAUUCAACCGCAACUUUGUCGGUCGGCAGGAUGGCAAUCCGGGAACACACUCUUUUGUUGCUAGCCCAGAGCUCGUGACCGCGUUGGCUUUCUCCGGGAAUUUAAAUUUCAACCCUAUGAAGGACAAUAUUCAGCUUCCCGACGGCACCCACUUCCAUUUUGCUCCUCCUCAAGGGCCUGCUCUCCCUGAGAAGGGUUACGAGCGCACUUUGCAAUUCUAUGAUGAGCCGCCUGUGGGCGGAUCGAGCGUUGAUCUGGCUGUAGAUCCAAAUUCUAGCAGGAUUCAGCUUAUCAAGCCGUUUGAGGCAUGGAGUGGAAAGGGUGAGCAAGACUUGACCAUGUUGAUCAAAGUGAGAGGAAAGUGCACAACGGACCAUAUUUCCGCUGCUGGGCCUUGGUACAAAUACAGGGGGCAUCUACAGAACAUCUCUCAAAAUCUUUUGAUCGGCGCAAUCAAUGAUGAGAAUGGCAAACCCAAUUGUAUACGAAACGUAGAUACAGGAGAAUUUGGGACCGUCCCCGCUACCGCCGAGUACUACCGUGAUACUAACCGGAAAUGGGCCAUCUUGGCGGGCGAUAACUAUGGGGAAGGCUCAUCUCGUGAAGCUGCCGCUUUAUCGCCUCGAUACAUGGGUGGCUUUGCUGUUAUUGCUCGCUCAAUGGCUCGUAUACACGAGACAAACUUGAAAAAGCAAGGUCUCUUGCCCCUUUUCUUCCGUGACCCGGCCGAUUAUGACAAAAUUUUGCCAGGCGCGCAGCUCAGGUUGACUAACCUGCAAGCUUUGGCCCCUGGAAGCCCCGUUUACCUCACCUAUACGAACGCAGGACAAGAACACAUUCAGAUUGAACUCUUCCACUCCUUAACUGACCAUCAGAUCACAUGGUUCAAGGCUGGUUCAGCUCUGAAUACUCUCCGUCCCAAAGACUGAAAGGCUGAAGAUUAAUUAGAAAGCAGAAGAUUUGGCGUUUAGUUACAGUUGUACAGUACAUUUUUUGGAGAAACUGGAUCGCAUACAUCAUGGUAACAUUUGCGGAGUGCAUUUUCCAAACCUCUGAGAACAGUCAGUGCACUUGAGUACUCCGAAAUCCCUAAAAAGACAUCGGCAUUAAUAAGACAUCGGCAUUAAGGCAUCGACAUUAAGACUUCGGCAUUCGGAUCUCUACAACGUAGAAGGAUCGGCCCAGAUUGAUAUCAAGCUUAAAAGGUCAUUAUCUUACAAUCCUCGGACGUCAUGACCAGGAAAAGUGAGGGGGGAAUGACAUGCUAACGUGUCCUGAACUGAAU